Messenger RNA from Daldinia loculata, 1565 nucleotides. RefSeq names its product NAD(P)-binding protein. The record is from RefSeq and is a predicted model, not a curated record. Gene Ontology annotation, molecular function: nucleotide binding. Lineage: Eukaryota; Fungi; Ascomycota; Sordariomycetes; Xylariales; Hypoxylaceae. Bases 216 to 1391 code for a protein of 391 amino acids. The transcript has 2 exons.
AAAUGGAAAUAAGCGGGACGGUUGUAUGUCACCUAUUCUAGCUCGUACCGUGUUCUGCUACCUGCUUUGCUAUGAACUAUACCGUAUGAAGCUGUAUUUAGACACUGUAUGUAUUGUAGACUUGGAUAUAAAAGGAGUCUUCCUACGUAGGUUUCUCUUUAUACAGCACUACAAAGGAAUUGUUAUACAAACAUCUACAUUAUACUCGCUCCAAUAUGGCACUUAUCCGUGUUGCACUCAUCGGCCUCUCCUCGUCUGCGAAGACCUCCUGGGCCGCCCAGGGUCACUUGCCGUAUCUUUUAUCACCUCGGGGCAAAUCUCACUAUGAGAUUGUUGCGCUCCUUAACUCGAGCGUUGCGUCUGCAGAAGCAGCGAGAAAACACUUUUCGCUUCCUUCGGAUGUGAGGACUUAUGGCGACCCAAAUGACUUGGCCUUAGAUCCGGAUGUCGACUUUGUCGUCUGUUGCACCCGAGUUGAUACUCAUAGCUUGACGACGGAGCCGUCUUUGCGAGCCGGAAAAGCUGUCUAUAUAGAGUGGCCCCUCGUAGAGAAUUGCGAGGAAGCCGUUGCUUUGACGGCUAACAAACGUCUAGAUAAUAGCAUCAUUGGCCUUCAGGGGCGCGUCUCGCCUAUAGUCCUCAAACUUAAAGAGAUUCUCAAGUCGGGUCGAAUAGGCCGAGUAUUGAGUAGCGACAUUCGUGCCUACGGUAAUCUCUUACCCAGGGACUCGCUACCGGAGGGUCUUUCAUAUUUCGCAGACCGGAAGAUUGGGGGCAAUCCCAUCACCAUUGCUUACGGGCACACUAUCGACUACGUGCACGAAGUUCUCGGGGAGUUUGCCUCGUUUAAAAGUCGGAUGCAGAUACAGCGGCCAGUCGUCGCGGUUCGGGGUACGGAUGGGACUCGAAUCAAGGAGAUAGAAAGCGACGUACCUGAUUUUCUGGCUGUUCAUGGGAAGCUGGCCAAGGGGAAGGCAGAUAUUGCGGAGGAUGCUACAUUAUCUGUUACGUACAGGAGCGGACAGCAAUUCAAGGGGAACCCAGGAUUCGUGUGGACAAUUAACGGCGAAGCAGGCGAGAUCAUGGUGACCGCUAAUGGCGCAUACAUACACUCUGAUUCUUAUAGAGAGCCGAUCGAGAUCAAGAUCCACGAUCAUGCUUCGGAAGAGGUGAUCGAUGUAGAGUGGGACUGGGAAGACUGGCAAAAGGAACUCCCGUAUCGUUCCAGGAUCGUGGCGGAAUUGUAUGAGAGGUAUGCGCGUUGGUGGAAUAACGGAAGGCCUAUCGGUGAUCUCCCGGAGGAGAGGAAUUGGCCCCGGUUACAUGAUGCCGUCGCGAGAAUGAAGGAGAUGGAUGAGGUCUUUAAACAGUAUGACGCGCAAAAUGCGUAACUGCAUGAACAAGUCGACAGCCCAAGCCGAGUCUCUAGAUACACCGCAGCUAGCUAAGUUUCCAUGUCUGCGAUCACAAGUGUAGGCAAUGAUUGAAAGCGAUCGACUCUAUUUAUGAGGUUUUAAUUGCCCUUAAUUCACGUAAUUAGUCAUAGUUAAACUACUGAUUUGAGC